AUGAGCUCCCAAAGACGAACAGGUGGCGGCACAUCGAAUGUACUACAAUCUCCGCGACAGACGAAGGAGAAGACAUACCACGACGCACAAUCCGAACGACUCGAUGCAACACUGGCGUUCUACAUCAGCGGCGCGCUAAGCGCCGGAGAAUCAAAGUUCGCUGGCUUGGAAGACAUGCAUGGGAGACACGGUCAUCCAGUUGAGUGGUGGAAGGACUAUUACCUCAUUCACCAGACGCGGCUGGACGCUCUAGUUGCCACGGUCAACCGCCGUGCCUUCCCGACUAGCACCGCUACCACUCAGGCUAAUGCGGGGUCAUCAAAGCCCUCCGCUAGUGCCCCUAUUCGCAAGCGACGCCGAACGCCGCCUCCAGUAGCAUCCGGGUCCAACACCACAGGGUUCGCCGACGACACUCAGGAAAGCUCGUCCGGUCGUCCUCUCAAAGCCUCGCGUCGUGUCAGAGAAAGCGGCGAGAUUUCAUCCGGUCGGCGUACCAGUCAAGGCGGCUCGGCGCCGGUGAGCGAAGCGCAAGGAUCCAGGACAGACCUCGUCAUACCUUCCACAUUACCAUCCGAACCUCCUCAGCCAUCCACGCGAUCCGUGGCGCUCCAGUCAGGGAAGAACAGCUACACGCCCGAAGACAUCUCUUUAUUCAUAAACACAAUUCUCUGGCACGCGAAGUCUGACCCCGAGGCUAGCUUGAAGACACUGAAAAAGGACAUCUUGCUCGAUGUAGCUGCUAAGGCUACUCAUCACUCGCACGGCUCUUGGGCUGCGUACUGGAGUUUACACAAGGCCGACGACGUUUUGGAGGAAGGUAUACGCAUGGCCGAGUUAGAGACGGCUACUCGCCGCGAUACUUCCAGGAUAGUGAAGAACGAGGUUUGGGAAUAA
Molecule: messenger RNA, 894 nt
Organism: Peniophora sp. CBMAI 1063
Lineage: Eukaryota; Fungi; Basidiomycota; Agaricomycetes; Russulales; Peniophoraceae
Source: the annotation of a GenBank genome assembly